ACCCAUUCACUGCAGAGGGGGUUCUUAUCCAUGUACCAGGAGUCAGAUGUUCAUUGUAGCAGAAUUGCAGUGCACUGGACUGUAUAGAACUGUGUAGCACACACUGUCUUUGAGGGGUGGGGUUCAGCUACACUAAAAUCACUAACACAGGCAGAUAGAGGGUGAGAGAGCGAGGGAGAGAGCCAAGAGGAGGGAGAGGAAGCACCUGAAGAGGAAGACAACAAGGGAUGAAAGGAGACACCCCAGUGAACAGCACCAUGAGUGUCGGCCAAGCCAGGAAACUGGUAGAGCAAUUGAAGAUUGAAGCCAGUUUUUGCAGGAUCAAGGUAUCAAAGGCGGCAGCAGACCUGAUGGCAUACUGUGAUGCCCACGCCAUUGAGGAUCCCCUCAUCACCCCUGUUCCCACCUCAGAGAACCCAUUCAGAGAGAAGAAAUUCUUCUGUGCCCUCCUUUGAGACAGACCACAGGAUAGUUGUGAAAACCAGUGUCCAGAUAGAACAUAAUGUAUGUACAUUUAUCACCACAUAUACACAUACAGAACCAUGCUAAAUAUAACAUUUCAAUGGAGCCUCAUAUAUCUUUCUCUUAUAAAAGGCUGCAGAUGUACAUAUUCUCCUAAGUAGAAUAUCAAGGCCAAUUGGCAUCCUUUUUGGAAAAAUUGGAUAUCUUAAUUUUUGACCAAAAUUUACAUUUAGUUUACAUAAAAAAAGAUGUAAACACCACAUAAUCGUUAACUUAUAUAUGCAGUCAUGAUAGUAUUUGGAGGUAUUUAAAACAAAUACAUAUCUAAACACACCAACAAAGCUAAAAGAAUAAUGAAUUGUAGCAAAAAAUGUGGAUAAAAAUACAACAUGUGAACUGCUCAUAGUCAUAAAUAAUUUAUAAUAUGAACUUAACAGGCAAAUGGGUGUUGGAGAGGGGUGGCGACUACACAAACAUUGUAAUUAAAAAAGUGACAUAAAGUUGCCAUACAUUGUAAUUAACUUUUAAUACACACUUUAUGCUAAAUAUGAA
Esox lucius (northern pike) is the source of this 1014-nucleotide messenger RNA. It is a transcript of the gene gng3, whose product is annotated as guanine nucleotide binding protein (G protein), gamma 3. Gene Ontology annotation, biological process: G protein-coupled receptor signaling pathway. Gene Ontology annotation, molecular function: G-protein beta-subunit binding. The record is from RefSeq and is a predicted model, not a curated record. The transcript is spliced from 3 exons. The coding region runs from base 228 to 455 and encodes 75 amino acids. Gene Ontology annotation, cellular component: heterotrimeric G-protein complex. Lineage: Eukaryota; Metazoa; Chordata; Actinopteri; Esociformes; Esocidae.